AUGGAAAAUGAAAUAAAUGAUUGUCCUAUAGGAAGAGCAUCAUUUAUGAGAAUGAAAAAGCGUCAAAGUAGAGAUGAAGAAGCUUCAUUUUCAAAUGCAUAUUUGUUUUUCUUAUUAAGUGAAUGUGGAGCAUCAGCAUCAUUAAAAUAUACAAAAGGGGCACAAAAAACAGUAAAGUUAUAUGUAGUAGAUACAAUAACAAUUGAUGGUAAAUUACUUACAUCACAGACAAUAAGAGAAAAAGGAAGAGAAUUAUUAAUUGAAAAGAAAUGGCCAAUUGGAAAUAUAAAGUUUGAGACAAUGAGUUUAAAACAACAAAAACGUUCAGGAGAAGCAGAGACGUGUAAUGGAUAUCUUAAAAUUCUUAUGGAAAGAAAAUUUGUUCCAGAAUUUAAACAAACAAAGUCAAGUAAAAAAACAGUAAAAAUGUUACGAAUUACUAAAUUAAAAACUCCAUUAGGUAAAUGUUAUAAUAAAGAUUUGUUAAGAAAAGUUGGUAUUAAAUUCGAUGAAGUAGUUCAAAAAGGAUUUAAAGGCUAUAAAACUUUAAAUUUGAAUAAAUUAUUUGUACAAGAAAUUUGUCAAAUGAGUUUAAAUGAAAUUGAAAAUCCACAACAACAUGAAUUUAUGAAUAAAGAUUUUGUUUGGUAUUUUGACGACCACGACAUAUUUAUCAAAACUCCAACAAUGAUUCAACGAUAUGUUUCAUUUGAUACUAUUCCAAUCCUUCAUUUUUCAUCUCUCAGUAAUUAA
Messenger RNA from Entamoeba dispar SAW760, 753 nucleotides. RefSeq lists its product as uncharacterized. The coding region runs from base 1 to 753 and encodes 250 amino acids. The transcript has a single exon. Lineage: Eukaryota; Evosea; Mastigamoebida; Endamoebidae. The record is from RefSeq and is a predicted model, not a curated record.